Molecule: messenger RNA, 1344 nt
Organism: Mytilus californianus (California mussel)
Lineage: Eukaryota; Metazoa; Mollusca; Bivalvia; Mytilida; Mytilidae
Exons: 10
Coding region: 1-1344 (447 amino acids)
Source: RefSeq, a predicted model, not a curated record
AUGGCCAGUGGUUCUCCAGUUGUACUCUGGCUUCCUCCACCAAUAAAAACUGGCCACCAUGAAGUAGCCAAGGGUGUUGAAAGUGAUUGUCCAGCGAUCACAGCACUACAAGACUUACCAGAGUCCCUCGUUUGUUAUCUUCCUGACUACUGUACUGGUAUAGACUGCUGUUAUAACUUUAACUACCUGGAUUUGUCACUUAACAUAAACUUAUACAUUGAUACCUGUAAUUACCUGAUUAAAGGCAGAAUAGAAACUCUCCAGUUUGAGAUCACAUUCUUUGACUAUACUUGGGGUAACAUAAAGGAAGAGAGGUUACAGGAGAUCUUUAGAAUCAGGUUUAGAAUUGAUAAACUGUCAGACCAGAAGUCCUUUAUAAUAGAUUUAGACUUUGGUAUUUGUCUUGAGAAAAACUUCUGUGAUCCUACUUUGACAAUCUUCAAAGAUCAGCUGAUCCCUCAACCUGUGUGUGACCUGGAGAUGGAAUUUCAAUGGAAAAAUACAUCAUUAUUUAACUGGAUGACAAAUAAAGGUCUGCAAAUUGGACAAAGUUUAACAUCAGCACUUGCCAAUGAAUUAAUGGGGUAUUUUGGUUUGAAGCCAUUUCUAAAUUCAGAGCCAUGUGAUAGGAAUGAAAGACCUUAUAAAGAUGCAGGAACUGGGUGGAACACUACAGCUUGUCCUGUGGCUUUGUCUUUGCCAAAGAUACAGAGUACAAUAAGUUGCACACUUCCAGAAUCUUGCACAGGAGUUCAGUGUUGUGUAGAGGUUGGAAAAAUUAAGAUGUCCUACACAGUAUAUGCAGAAAUUGAUGGGUGCAACAUGAAAUUGUCAUUUGGCAUUGAAAAGAGACAUUUUGAAAUUCCACUAAUUAACUACCAAUGGGGGACUGAAGAAACUUUCAGUUUGCUGAAUGUAAUAAAAUUAAGGUUUUCUGUGCACAAUCUACAAGGAGAACAGAAAUACCUUGUGAAUAUGAAACUGAGUGUUUGUUUAGAACCAAAUGGGGCUUGUUUAUUGUCUACAUCAAUACUAGAAAAUUUAAAACUGCCAAAACUAGCUUGUAACUGGUUAGAUAUGGGAUUCAAAAUUCCAGAUUUCUCACUGACAAAGUUUAAAAUUGACAACAGUAUAAUAGGAAAUGUGAAAGGUCUGAUGUUCAUGAAACUUUUGGAAGAACUUGGAAUAUCUACUUAUCUUCAUGAAGAACAAUGCAGUAGAAACUUGCCACCCUAUUUACCUUCCACACAUGGUUGGUCUAACAUGUUAAGACGUGGUUUGGUCUAUUUCCCAGGUACUAUAAGUGAUAGGACCACUACAGUUAGUGUAUGGAAUGAUUGUUAG